AAAAUGGGUAUAAUAACCCUCCCAGAUCCGUGAAAUCGAAGCCAAAUUCCCAUAAAUCAACCCUAAACAUGGAGUCCGGAGGGUUUACUGCUGAAGAUCUAUCAACAAUCGGAGGUAUUGCUACUGUCUCCUUGUUGCAUUCUUUCAUUCCAACUCACUGGCUUCCUUUCUCCAUUGUUGGCCGUGCUCAGAAGUGGACUCUCUCUCGUACUCUUCUCGUCACUGCAUUUGGAGCUGUAUUGCACGUCUUAUCUACAUCUCUUCUAGGAAUUACAGCAAUCACCAUAUCAAACACCAUUGCUGGUGAAGAAACCGUGCACAAACUUGCAUCAUUGUUACUAGUUGUACUCGGCGGUAGUUACAUAUUGUUAUUCAUGUGUGGAAAAGGUGGUCACACCCACACCCACAAUCAACCGAUGGAAAAAAUGGCGGUUGCUGGGCUUGUUCUUGUUCCCGCGUUGUCUCCUUGUGCAACCACACUUCCCGUGUUUCUUGCUGUUGGAAAUUCAUCAUCGAUGAUGGUACUUGCUAUUAUCGUGUUGUUAUUCAGCACGAUAACUGUGAUGACGUCAUUGGUGGCUCUAUCAUUCUACGGUGCUAGUCAGCUCAAGUUUCACUGGAUGGAACGUUAUGACAAGCUUCUAGUAGGAUCUGUACUCUGUUUAGUUGGAAUCUUGACACUUAUUUUCCAUGAUCAUGAAGGACAUACCCAUACAGGUUCAAGUGAAGAACAUGUGCACCGGAAGCUUUUUAUGCCAUUAUGAGAAUUUAACAAGUCCUGUAACCCUUGUGCUCUUUAGAAAAAAAACUUAUAUUUUCAAUUACUUUUUUCUUAUGUUGCCACACAGGUUGUUGUUUGUUGAUUACAAUGGAAAUCUUAGUUAUAUGAAAAUCUGAUGUAUCUUGUAAAGUUCCUUAAAAUUUGAUUCUACUGUAAUGUUGUUGAUUGGGAAGAUUUAUUGAUUGCA
Messenger RNA from Helianthus annuus (common sunflower), 968 nucleotides. RefSeq lists its product as uncharacterized. The record is from RefSeq and is a predicted model, not a curated record. The transcript has 3 exons. Bases 69 to 764 code for a protein of 231 amino acids. Lineage: Eukaryota; Viridiplantae; Streptophyta; Magnoliopsida; Asterales; Asteraceae.